Messenger RNA from Ramularia collo-cygni, 2079 nucleotides. RefSeq lists its product as uncharacterized. The transcript has a single exon. Bases 1 to 2079 code for a protein of 692 amino acids. Lineage: Eukaryota; Fungi; Ascomycota; Dothideomycetes; Mycosphaerellales; Mycosphaerellaceae. The record is from RefSeq and is a predicted model, not a curated record.
AUGCACCUCACCUUCUUGCAAUAUGAGAAGAUGCCCGAUCCUACAGUCUACAAAAGGACGUCCGCAGCGCCGAAGCAAGUCAAAUUUCCAGCCCGACGACACAACACCCGCUCUGGGGCAUCUCGAGCCGUCCCCCAGAAGCUCAAGAGACAAUCCACCUUGACGCAAUUGGACUUUGUCAGUACUCCGCACAGUGCAGAUCAAGUCAUUUCCGUCUCGAGCGACGAAGAUGAGGAAUACGCAGCGCCGAAGCCAAAGAAGCGGAGGAAAAUGGGGAAAAAGUCUCGCGAUCAAUCCACUCUGACGCAGAAUUGGCGGCGAGUAGUUAGAGACUCGGAAGAGGAAAGUGGUGGCGAAUUGGGAGAGUGGGAGGAAGAAGCCAGCACCAUGGAAAGUCCGCAUGCGAGCAAAGCGCAAGACACACAAGGAGCUGCCUCGUACUUCUAUGGCCGAGUGCUAGAAGUGUCCUCGGAGAUGCAAGAGCCGGUGGAGGAUGGGGAUUCCGUGGCCAGUCCRGCUUUCAUGCAGCACAGAAUGCUCGUCGCGUCGUCCAAUCCUGGCGACGGGAGCACGAGACCAUCGACUGCAGAGUCCAGAGCCAAUCCAAGAACGCCAAAGACGGCUCGCAGGACCGAAGUACCCUCGUCGCAAACUCCAUCCAGCGCUAUUCUGUCUGUUCGGCAUUCUCGAACGAAUCGAGAGUUUGGUGUCUCACCUCUGAAGGAACGUAGCUGUACUCCAACGCCUCUUAAGAAGUCGCCACGCAGUCAGACCAGUUCUCCCAGCAAACGAAUACUCAAACACAUGGAAUCGGACAUACAUAAGAUGUAUGACCCUGCGUUUGAUCAUGAGCCGGCCGAGCCUUGGAAAGCUGAGACCAUCUCCUCGCCGCGACAGAAGCAUCCUCCUACUCCAGUUGAACGGCGACUAAUGCGAACCACGACCGUGCAGGACUCGCAGGAAGACCUGGCGGUAGAUGCGCCAACAGAUCCCAAAGUUGAAAGGAGAAGUCUAAAGCGGACAUCUACUGUUCUUGAUUCAGAGGACGAACCAGAUCUGGACGAGAUGGACGUUGAUAACGACAACGAUAACGAUGAUGGUGAAGAUGGGGAUGAAGAUAACACUGUGCUGCCCGUGGAGCCCGAAAUAGCUACCAAGCUCGAUCCCCAUAAACCGAAGCAUCCCGGGAUGGACAUGGACCGAGUAGAAACACAAAUCCCUCAAGCCAGCCAGACACAUGUAGAGGACCACCAGACUGAUGAAGAGAUGUACUUCGAUGCAGAGGAAGGAGAGCACAGUCACGUAUCCAACUAUCCUGCGUCGCCACAUCAGCAGACCUUUGACCCUGUCAACGCAGCGUUGGACCGAGAUGCAGCUAGAUUCGGGCAUGGACCGACGCAGCUGGCAACUCAGCAUCACUCUUAUGCUGGAUUCGGGGACCUCGAAGAUCAAAUAGACUUUCAAAGCUAUGAGCAUAGAGAAGAGGGCGACGACGCAGAGAUGCAUCCCGACAAUCUAGCGGACGAAUAUGAAGAGCGCGUGGAAGACAGCCAGCCUGAGUUUGUGGCUGACAGCCCUGUGGCUGGAGUCGACCCCGAGACGCAGUUUGUUGCUGACAGCCCACCGGCUGAGUUGCAAUACGAUCCAUCGCCAGAGCUCGGUAUUYGGACACAAGCACCUGUGAAUGCUAGAAAUGGAGGGUCCGCGCGCGCUCCCGUUGAAGGAGACUACAUGCAAUCUAUGGUGGCAGUUUCCGGUGCAGAGGACAUUGAGCUACCAAUGCCAACCUCGCCGAGGCUACCCAGACCUUCGCAGGUCAGCACAGUUGUAUCGACCCAGCGGACAGCGAGUCGGCCGAGUUCCCGACAUGGCAAUACGCCAACGUCACCCCAGAAGUCUGCGGCGUGGGAAAACACGUUCUCCAGCUCUCCUUUUCCCAUGCCUCCGGAGAGCUGGCGUGGAGCGCAGUCGUACAAAGAUUUGGAAACACAGUCGAGUGGCAUUCUGGAUUUCAGUUUACCACCACCGCCACCAUUGCUAUCGUCUUCAAAGCAGACGCCUGCAAGCUCGUCGCGGUGA